AUGGAAUUGUUCAUGCUCUCGUUGCUACUAUCGUGGGGUAUCACUCCUACGAUUGAUCAGUCGUGUCGCGACAUCUUGGGUAUCAAACCAGCCCGCGCACUCUACUCUUGUGCGCUGCAGGGCUUCGCUUCUAGAGCACUCACGAUACCUGUUCCAUGGUCAACGCCAAUGAGAUCAUCUUUUGUUGAGAGCGAAUCUCCGAUAUGUGCCGGGCUCGAGCUUGCAAUACCCGAUGUUAUGCCUGCUUUUGCACGAAACUGGCAGCACUCAUCGGCGCUGUCAGCUAGCAUCGCAUUGGGUGUUGUAUCGCUGUGUAUGAGCGCAAUGGAUUUUGAGCAUCCAAAGUCUGGCAACCUUAGCAUGUAUUCCGUGAACAAGGAAGAGUUUCAAGUUUUGUGGAGUCAGCUCAUCACGCAGUACUCGGUUGUGCUACCAGAAUGUAUCGCACAAUUUCGCGAGCCAGCCCUUGAAGAGCUUGCAUCCUUCGGCUUUGACCCCUGUGAGUAUACGCAGUUAGCGGCACGUACAUUGUUGAGCAAUGUGAUCAAGCGUCUCCCUUCAUCAGAGCGCAGUAUAUUGUCAGCAGAGUAUUCGGCCAAACUCCAUUGGGAGAUGGUCCGUUUGGAGAUGAAGACGGGCAAUUCUUUUGCGGAUGCGUCGGACGGGACAGGAACCUGUGGCAAUGCGAAUUCGACUUCCCAGUCUACCCAUAAUCGUGCCCCAAGUGGAAAUAGCAACAGUGCUAUUGCACGCUCUAACGUACGAGUAGUGGCGUCUUCGUUAGUAGUUGAACGACUGGGUCCACAUGUGCUCCUCAUGAGUAUGAUCGGCACGUGUUUUCCUGGCGAAAUCUCUCCGGCUUGCGCGCAUGAAGUCUGUAGCAUACUGAUUUAUCUACUACAAGCACCGGAACGAUUCGUGGCGUCCGUGUCAUCAGAGCUGCUUACAAAAGGACUGAUGCUGUUCAGGCCGUAUCUUGUCGACUUGUCUUCGCUCAUCGUCCAGCUUCUGUUGAUUGACUUGCGCGAAAAGCAGUAUGGGGCACAGCGAAAUGGUGGCAAAGCUACACCUUCUGCACCUGGUGGAUCUCUUACCAACUUUCACGAAGGAGGAACUGGUGGAAGCAAUGCGGCGAUGAGUUUAUUGGUGGAAGUUGGCGCGUACGAGUCAGCUUUCGUGCUCGGACUACUGCAGCAGGAAAUGUGCAAUCUAGAUCGCCCACCAGGCUUCCACGAGAGUAUUCUACUGUGCAUGAUGGAGCUUGUCAACGCCCACUACCUGCUCAUGUGUCGGCACCUGCCGGCUCUUAUAAGCACUGUGAUGGCGUGUCUAGACCCAACAAAGCCCGAUCGCCGCCGUCGCUGUCUCUCGUUGAGCACCCGCUGCCUGCAUAGCCUUGUGCAACGAUUUCCAAUGGUCGACUUUCACAAGGAGACGCAGCGUUUGGCUUUGGGUACAAUGGAAGCCGUGAUUGUCAUUUACGAUCUCCGCACGGCCACCAAGUGGCGUGUUUUGGAUGGUCACGCUUCCGCUGUCUCGGCCGUCCGCUUUCGAUCCGACGGACGUGUUCUGGUUUCGUACGCAGCUCGAGAUGGCAGUGUCCGAUGGUGGAAUAGUGGCAACGCUGGUCUGUUUGGUGGCAUGCUCAAGAUGCAUCAGUCUUGCCUGAAAGAGCACACUCUGACGGCAGUCAAAGAGGGUCCGCAUAGUGGGGCGCCAGCAUCCAUGGGUGGAGCAAGUGCUGGCCUCAAGCAGAUCAUCCAGACAUGCCGCUUCCACUUUCUCACACGCACCGAGCAGUCUCGCGACCAUGAAAGCCGGAGCAAUCUGGACGAGCCACCCAAGCAACACAUUUUGCGUCUCACGCGAGAAGAUGCGAGCCAAGUGCAGUUCCUGCUAUAA
Hyaloperonospora brassicae is the source of this 1902-nucleotide messenger RNA. The record is from the annotation of a GenBank genome assembly. Lineage: Eukaryota; Oomycota; Peronosporomycetes; Peronosporales; Peronosporaceae.